CACAAUUGCAAGAGAUGAGGGAUUCGGCCUCCUCGUCGUCAGCGGCAUGGCUGCCAUCAGACGACCCCCGUGACGAGUCGUGCCUCCCACCUGAGCUGGCUGCUGUGGACCAGAAGCGCCUCGUGCUCGAGAGCACCCUCUCGAAAAUCGACACCGCCAUGGUGAGAGUGUGUGAGAAGAGCACGUCAAAUGACCACAUCGCUGGUCUGUCGGUUGUGUUGUCUCGCUGCUUGUCGUUUCAGGCGAUGCCAGUAGAGGCUGGAGGGUGCAUCAACGAGGACCAUCGCCUCCUCUGCGAGCAGUGUGCCGGUGACCUCCGUGACCUGCUGCAGAGCAUCACGGCCGUCCGCGCCCGUAUGAUGGAGGGAUUUGCGCUCUUCGGCGAGGCGUACAGGGCCCUCAGGUCAUCGCAGCCGUCUCUCCCGCGUGAGGCGGCCGUCCACAUGGUGGUUCACGAGCGGCACAUCCCCCCUCUCCGUCCAGCGGACGUCACGGAGUUUCAGCUGCUCACUGAGGAGAUCGCCAAGGUCGAGCGCACUGCCCAGCGUGCGCUGGCAAUGAGACGGCGGGGCGGCCUCAGCCGUCAUAGGGCACCAGACCAAGAGGGGGGGCGCAUCAGCCGCCGAGACGUGGACCUGCUGCACUCCCUCCUCUCACAGUCACGGCAGCACGAGGCCUCCUCUCCGCCGUCGACGGGUGGGCCACUAGACGGACUGGAUGAGCUGAGUGGUCGUGGUGGCGGUGGUGUGCAUGGCCGUGACAACGUGGCGAUGGGCAGCCCCGCGUCGUCUCGUUCGCGCAUGAGCACUGAGGUGUCUGGGAGACGGGAUACGUCUGACAUGGACAUGGAAUAUGACGCUAUGGAGCAAGACGAGCCUGAGGAGGGGAUGAGGGAAGGGGGGCAGCCACGUAACGAUGGGCGGGGAGACGUGCCACCACCGGGAUGACUGACCGACCGACCGAUCCAGACAAGACGGUUCUAAUGUACACUAGUCUGGGUGGCGGGGUGUGUCGAGUCUCGGGGAUGGGUGCGGGUGCGGUUUUGUCUGCUGGUGGUGCUGCUGGUGCUGGUGCUGUACAUGAAUGCGGUGAUUGUGCCGGAUUGAUUGAUCAUGACGGCUGACCAAUCUUCUCUGAGACAUGGUGUCAUUCUUAGCCUGCAUGGAGGACCAUUCAUAUAUUGACUUUUAGCGCUCUGCCGCUUCAAAAAGUACAGGUCCGGUCCGCAUGUAUGGGUCAUCCGGCCAACACUGAACACACACGGGUACCGUGGAG
Molecule: messenger RNA, 1275 nt
Organism: Vitrella brassicaformis
Lineage: Eukaryota; Vitrellaceae
Source: the annotation of a GenBank genome assembly